Zasmidium cellare ATCC 36951 is the source of this 285-nucleotide messenger RNA. RefSeq lists its product as uncharacterized. The annotation marks the transcript as partial. The transcript has 2 exons. Gene Ontology annotation, biological process: nucleosome assembly. Gene Ontology annotation, molecular function: DNA binding; protein heterodimerization activity; structural constituent of chromatin. NCBI's taxonomy places the organism in Eukaryota, Fungi, Ascomycota, Dothideomycetes, Mycosphaerellales, Mycosphaerellaceae. Gene Ontology annotation, cellular component: nucleosome. The record is from RefSeq and is a predicted model, not a curated record.
AGAAAGGAGACCUACAGCUCCUACAUCUACAAGGUCCUCAAGCAGGUUCACCCAGACACCGGUAUCUCCAACCGCGCCAUGUCCAUCCUGAACUCUUUCGUCAACGACAUCUUCGAGCGCGUCGCAACCGAGGCCUCCAAGCUCGCCGCAUACAACAAGAAGUCGACCAUCUCAUCCCGCGAGAUCCAGACCUCCGUGCGACUGAUCCUCCCCGGCGAGUUGGCCAAGCACGCCGUCUCUGAAGGCACCAAGGCCGUCACCAAGUACUCUUCGUCCACCAAAUAG